ACACAUGAGUUCUUCCCUCACGUUGACGUCUGUAAUUCCGUCUUCGUCCUCCAGUCCAGCAGAGGUCGCUGUUCGCUCACCGUCGUCGACGCGGAACUCUCUCUCUGUUUACUUCCCUCGGUGUCUCUGUGUCUUUUGUCCGCAGUGAGAGACAAACAGCGGUAAAAUGUGCGGCGUGCAGCAGCUGCGGCUGUCGGUACAUGCGCGGAUCAGCGCUGCCGCUGAAGACUUUCUGCUGCAGGUGGACAAAGAAGAAGAAACGGCUCCGGUCCCGGCGCUGAGAGCGCUGCUCACCGAGCGACUCGCGGCGGCGGCGGAGGAGAUCGUCGCUCUGUUUGAGGAAACCGUGGCGGAGUACGAAGACCGAGUGGAGCGGUCAGAGCGGGAGAUCCAGAGCCAGAGGAGGCUGCUCGAUGCCGUGCUGAAGCCCGAGGUCAGGCUGCUGCACACAGCAGUGUGUCCUGCAGAUGUGCAGCAUAGGUGGCGCCCCCCUGUGGACCAGGACGACCUCGAGUGUCCGCGCAUUAAAGAGGAGGAGGAGGACGAUGAUGUCACUGCUGUCUCUGUGAAAAAUGAAGAGGAAGAAGAGAAACUUGAGUCUUCACAGCUUCAAGAUCAGAGUCAGACACAGGAGAACAGAGAGGACUCUGGAGAACCAGAACCAACCAGGAACUCAGGUCCAGAUCCAGUGAGUGAAGAUAAUUUUCAUGAUUCAACAGAAACUGAAGACAGCGACUGUGAUUGGACGCAAGCAAACGCAGCUGAGUCUGGUGUGGAGGUUAAAAACAGUGAAGCUUCUGAAACGGAUCCUGGAACGUCGGCUCAGGAGAAACCGUUCUCCUGCUCCUACUGCGCUAAACGCUUCAGCCUCAAGGGGAACCUCAACAGACACAUGAGAGACCACACCGGAGAGAGACCGUUCCCCUGCACAGGCUGCCACAAAACCUUCAAAGACAGCGGCUCGCUCACAGCGCACAUGAGGUGUCACACCGGAGAGCAGCCGUACAGCUGCUUAUUCUGCGGGAAGAACUUCAGUGGGAGGGGAAACAUGACGCGGCACAUGAGAAUCCACACGGGAGAGAAACCCUUCAGCUGCUCCGUGUGUAACAAACGUUUUCACGUGAAAGAACAUCUCAGCAGACACAUGAAGUACCACACGGGGGAGAAACCCUUCAGCUGCUCCGUCUGCGGGAAAGCUUGUGCUCAGAAAACAGACCUGAAGAAACACAUGAGGGUCCACACGGGAGAGAAACCCUUCCACUGUCCGUUCUGUGAGAAGCGCUGCGCUGAGAAAGGAGACCUGACCAAACACAUGCGAGUUCACACGGGGGAGAAACCGUUCAGCUGCAGCGUGUGCGGGAAACGCUGCGCUCAGAAGGGAAGCCUGAAGAUCCACAUGAGGAUCCACACCGGAGAGAAACCCUUCAGCUGCUCCGUCUGCGGCAAACGCUUCACCGUCACCGGACAUUUGAAGAGACACAUGAAGCUUCACGCUCAGGCGACCGCGCCGGGCAAAGGUCAACAGGAAGUAGAUGCUGAUGAGUCAUGAACGUUCAAAUUCAGUUCAAAUGUCUUAUUUUGUCACUUCAGUGUUAGAAAUCCAACGUUCAGAUUGACCUCAGUGACACAAAGUGACCACACGAGGCAGCAGAGGACCAGUAGCUCCUGGACUUUGGUGUG
Molecule: messenger RNA, 1680 nt
Organism: Solea solea (common sole)
Lineage: Eukaryota; Metazoa; Chordata; Actinopteri; Pleuronectiformes; Soleidae
Product: gastrula zinc finger protein XlCGF57.1-like
Exons: 2
Coding region: 167-1549 (460 amino acids)
Source: RefSeq, a predicted model, not a curated record